UUAAGGUCCGUCAUCCGUUAGAUUUAUCCUUUAUCUCUGUAACCCUCGAGAGAGAUUUUCCCGCAAUGCGCCAGCCUACGAGAGCGAGUACAGGCUCUUGCGUCACAUAUAUGGCUCUCUCUAUCAAGUAGCUUAUCUCCAGUGCCCAUUGCAGCCUCUGCAACUAGAGGGCCAUUGCCAUGGCGGCCAAGUUUCAGCCUUUAACGCUCUGCCUUUCUUACCCAAGCUCUAAUCAUACGCCUAUGUUUCAGACGCCUUUUUCUUUUCCCUGCAUAAAGCGGGGACCUGCACUUAGCUCUUCAAAGAAAUCAAUUAAAUGCACAACGCUUCGAUCCUCCAAGCGAACGGGGAAGCGAAGGUACCCCUCCGAGAAGAAGAAGCUCGAGAGGAUGAAUAAAACUCUAACACAAACGGAAAUCAAGAUAAAGGAGGAGGGCUUUUGGAGAUUCUCUAAGCUCGCCAUCCCCGUCCACAAGGAUCCCGGCAAGGACUUCGUCGGCGUUUCUCUCCCUCUUCUUGAAUCAAUCUCCAAGGCCCUCGAGUUCCCGGUGGCCUCAAUGCUGCCAAUGGAAGCUUUUACAGUCGUUCGGAAGUCUUUUGAUGCAAGGAAGUUGUUGAAGGAACCUCAGUUUGUUUACACCGUGGACAUGGAUGUCAAGAAACUUUUGAAUCUGGAGCCUCGAGCAUCGGAUUUCAUUUCACGAUUGGAGCCAAAACUUGGGUCUAUAGAAUAUAUGCCAUCCAGAAAAGUCCUUGCUGAUUUAAUUAGCAUUGUACAUAAUUUGGUAGACAACCAACAUGGUACCAAACAGGAGGAAGCAAGGGAUGGCAUUCACAAUAAGUCUUUUAACCGUUCCUCGAUCGCUAAACGGCCAAAAGUUGCUGUUGUGGGAAGUGGACCGUCUGGCUUAUUCGCUUCCCUUGUCCUUAGUGAGCUUGGAGCAGAUGUCACUUUGAUAGAAAGGGGUCAAGCUGUUGAACAAAGAGGGCAUGAUAUUGGUGCCUUAGUAGUUCGAAGAGCUCUGCAACCUGAAAGCAACUUCUGCUUUGGCGAGGGUGGUGCAGGUACAUGGAGUGAUGGGAAGUUGGUUACCAGAAUAGGGAGGAACAGUGACAGUGUUUUGACUGUCAUGAAGACCCUGGUUCAUUUUGGAGCACCACCAGAGAUUCUUCUUGAUGGAAAGCCUCAUCUUGGAACAGAUCGCUUGAUUGGAAUUCUCAGGAACUUUAGACAGCAUUUAGUUCAAUUGGGCGUUGACAUAAAGUUUGGAACAAGGUUGGAUGAUCUUAUUGUGGAAAACAAACAGAUUAUUGGAAUCAAGGUCUCUAAUGCUAGAGAUGAGUGUGGAUCUAAUAGCCAUAGUUUGCCAUAUGAUGCAGUUGUUUUAGCAGUUGGGCAUUCAGCCCGAGAUGUUUAUCAAAUGCUUCUACAGCAUAAUGUGGAUAUGGUCCCUAAAGAUUUUGCUGUUGGCUUACGAAUCGAGCAUCCGCAGGAACUAAUAAACAAAAUACAGUAUUCUUCACUAGCCGCUGAGGUUCAAUUAGGUCGUGGAAAGGUACCUGUAGCAGAUUACAAGGUUGUUAAAUAUGUCAAUGAAGGAGAUGAGAUUGUGAAUUCAUGUUUGGAGGAUCGAUCUAGAAGCUGUUAUUCCUUUUGCAUGUGCCCUGGUGGACAGGUUGUGCUAACUAGCACAAAUUCAUCUGAGCUCUGCAUCAAUGGCAUGUCAUUUUCUCGUCGUUCGUCAAGAUGGGCUAAUGCGGCCAUUGUUGUUACCGUAUCGUCGAAUGACUUUGCUCCCUUCGGCAGUCAUGGGCCUCUUUGUGGAGUUGAAUUUCAGAGACACUACGAAAGAAAAGCAGCUAUGGUUGGGGGAGGAAAUUUUGUUGUUCCUGCACAGACAGUUACUGAUUUUCUUGAUAAUAAAUUAUCAGUGACUUCUCUACCGCAAUCAAGCUACAGAUUAGGAGUUAGACCCUCAAAUCUUCAUGAACUGCUUCCAACUCACAUUACUAAAGCCUUGCAACAUUCAAUAGCAGCUUUUGACAAAGAGCUUCCUGGCUAUAUUUGCAAGGAUGCCCUGCUUCAUGGCGUUGAGACAAGAACAAGCUCUCCAAUCCGAAUUCUACGCAACACAGACACCUAUGAGAGUACUUCUGUGAUGGGAUUGUACCCAGUUGGAGAAGGAGCUGGCCAUGCUGGAGGGAUUGUUAGUGCUGCUGUUGAUGGCAUCUACUGUGGCUUUGCCCUGGCUAAGAAUCUCAACCUGUUCGAGGGAGACAUCGAAGCGAUUUUGGGAAAAGCUAAGAGGAACACAGGUUUUAUAAAAUACUAAGCUUUUGUUGCUGGUUUCUCAAUUUCUAGAUUUCUUCAUUGCUCAAAUUUGAGACCUGAUAACAAUCCAUUAUCAUAUUUUCCUGUAGUGAAGUGUCUUUGUGUUCAGCAGGAAUUUUUGUAUGUUCAAUUACAGGCUUCAAAUUGUAAUAGUUCCUCUCCUUUUGGUUUCGAA
This is a messenger RNA of Dendrobium catenatum, 2507 nucleotides long. RefSeq lists its product as uncharacterized. The transcript has 13 exons. The coding region runs from base 180 to 2333 and encodes 717 amino acids. Gene Ontology annotation, molecular function: FAD binding. Lineage: Eukaryota; Viridiplantae; Streptophyta; Magnoliopsida; Asparagales; Orchidaceae. The record is from RefSeq and is a predicted model, not a curated record.